This is a messenger RNA of Acanthosepion pharaonis, 798 nucleotides long. The record is from the annotation of a GenBank genome assembly. Lineage: Eukaryota; Metazoa; Mollusca; Cephalopoda; Sepiida; Sepiidae.
AUGCUGGAUUUUUCUUGUUAUCUAUCUAUCUAUCUAUCUAUCUAUCUAUCUUAUUCUUUUAAUAUCCACCUAAGUUUCUAUCUAUAUAUCUAUCUAUUCUAUUUUAUUCUAUUCUAUUCUAUUUCUCUCUUUCUAUCUAUCUGUAUCAGUGCUGUCUGUUUAUAUGUAUCUAUAUAUCUGUCUGCCAUAAUUUUUUCAUAUAUUAAAAUUUAUUCAUAUCUAUCUAUCUAUCUCAACCUGUUCAUAUCUAUCUAUCUAUCUAUCUAUCUAUCUAUCUAUCUAUCUAUCUAUCUGUCUGUCUGUCUGCCUGUCUGUCUAUCUCCGCCUGUUCCUAUCUAUAUAUCUAUCUCUUUCUAUUCAUAUCUAUCUAUCUAUCUACUAUCUAUCUAUUUAUCUAUCUAUCUAUCUAUCUAUUUAUCUAUCUAUCUUCUUUCUAUUCUAUUAAUAUAUACACAAUUCUAUCUAUCUAUCUAUCUAUCUAUCUAUCUAUCUAUCUCAAGAUUCUGUCUCUCUAUCUAUCUAUCUCAGCCUGUUCAUAUCUAUAUAUCUAUUUCAGCCUGUUCAUAUCUAUCUAUCUAUCUAUCUAUCUAUCUAUCUAUCUAUCUAUCUAUCUAUCUAUCUAUCUAUCUGUGUGAAACCCUUUUUUUAAUCCCCAUAUGCCUCUUACCCGUUUCCUACUUUUCAAAAACUUUUCUCACUUCUUCCAAUUCUUUGCAGACUAUAAGGGUCGACGCCAGGGUCAACAUUUACCCACCUAAAAAGCCGUCUUACCUACCACAGAUGGCUUCCGGCACAUAA